Molecule: messenger RNA, 633 nt
Organism: Spirometra erinaceieuropaei
Lineage: Eukaryota; Metazoa; Platyhelminthes; Cestoda; Diphyllobothriidea; Diphyllobothriidae
Source: the annotation of a GenBank genome assembly
AUGUCGGAUCUCGGCUGUAGCGCAGCUGAAUUGGUUUUAGGCACUACCCUCCGUCUGCCAGGCGAGAUGGUCCCCCCAACCUCUCGUUGGGCCGACGAGACUCCUGACAACCUUGUGCACCGUUUGCGGCAAUUUAUGCGCUGGCUUUCCCCGGUUCCACCUCGAGCUCCAAUGACUGAGUCUUAUGUCGAAAAAGACCUGGACAAGUGUACUCAUGUGUUCGUCCAGUGUGACCGUGUGUGCCAGCCGCUGGAAUCACCAUACGAAGGACCGUUCCGCGUGCUCGCGCGCAAAACCAAGACCUUCCGGAUUCUUCGCAGUGACAAGGAGGACGUGGUCAGUGUCGAUCGGGUCAAGGCUGCUGUUGCAGAGGAGCCGCCGGACCUGUCACAAGGACAAAAAUGCGCUGACCCCCUAACCCCUGUUCCUCCAUCUUCCCUAUCUCCUGCUCAUGCACCCUGCCCACUACUUCGCCCUUCCCCUUUCCGAACCUCAAUCCCUCCGCGCCGUAAACUUCCUCUGCCCUCAUGUCCGCAACCCACAACUGCAACUACCCCUUUCAUCAACCAACAACACUGUCAUCGCGAGCCAUACUCACUCUACCCCUGUGCCUCCUGCAUAUAUCACCCGUAG